Pygocentrus nattereri (red-bellied piranha) is the source of this 1303-nucleotide messenger RNA. RefSeq names its product phosducin b (gene pdcb). The coding region runs from base 111 to 821 and encodes 236 amino acids. The transcript has 4 exons. Gene Ontology annotation, biological process: regulation of G protein-coupled receptor signaling pathway. The record is from RefSeq and is a predicted model, not a curated record. NCBI's taxonomy places the organism in Eukaryota, Metazoa, Chordata, Actinopteri, Characiformes, Serrasalmidae.
UAAAACGCAGGAAAGACAAGUUGUACCAGACAGUGACCACAUUACCGGCCAGUAGGGGCUAACUUCAAGAGGAAGAGACACUUGCUCCGACGAAACCGAAAGAAAACAAAAUGUCUGGCAGAGGAGUAGAUGAGGAGGAGGAGGUGGCUGUGACACACACAGGACCAAAGGGAGUGAUUAAUGACUGGCGAAAGUUUAAGCUGGAAAGCUCAGACCAGGAGGCUUUGCCUCCCAACAAGAGGGAAUUGCUGAGACAGAUGUCGUCACCACACAAACCAAAAGAUGAUUCCAUGGGUAGCCUUAACCGCAAGAUGAGUGUCCAGGAGUAUGAGCUGCUCAAGGAGGACGAUGAGCAGUGCUUGCGCAAGUAUCGCAAGCAGUGUAUGCAGGAGAUGCAUGAGCGGCUGAGCUUCGGGCCCAAGUUUGAGGGUGUGUACGACCUGGACAGUGGUGAGGCCUUUCUUGAUGUGAUUGAGAAGGAGCACAAACUUACCGUGGUGGUGGUGCACAUCUACAAAGAUGAUGUCAAGGGCUGUGAGGAGCUCAACAACUGCCUGAACUGCCUGGCCACCGAGUACCCCACCGUCAAGUUCUGUCGCAUCAAUGCGGCCGCCACCGGUGCAGGGGAACGGUUCUCUGACGACGUUCUUCCGGCUGUGCUGGUGUAUAAGGCUGGAGAGUUGCUGGGGAAUUUCCUAACUGUCACGCAGUACUUCAACGAGGAAUUCUUUGCCACCGAUGUGGAGGCCUUCCUCAACGACUAUGGACUGCUGCCAGAGAAAGAGCUCAGGGUAGACGGGGAGGAGGCAGAUGUGGAGUGAGGGAGGCUGUGCAGAAGUGGAAGAGAUGAUUCUGAAAGAGAUGUGAGGAUUUGAAGAGAAUAAGUUUAAUUAUUCCUCAGGUUAACAGGCUCUGACGAGUGUCAGCAAAGCGCUGAUCUAGGGACCAGUCUUUGUAACCUAUACGCUGGUCUUGUUACCCCUGAAAGACAAAUGAUGAUUCUUUAUCUUCAUUACGUCUAAUUCUGCCUCACUGAAAUAUCCUGUGAGUUUUUUUUUUUUUACAGUUUUUAGUACUAAUUUAUUUUUGCAGGCUGUUGAUACUUUUUUAGACCUUAAUAAGACAUUAUUGUAAGAAUCUAAAAGCCCAAAUGGUUUAUUACAUACUGCAGCUUUAAUGUUAAUUCAGAUACUAAUUUAGAAAACAUGUAUGAUGAUUGGCAAAGAUGUAAUAUUACAUAUUAUAUGGACAGAGGGCAUGAAGGAUAUGGGUCAUUCUACAGAAAUGUCCAUUUUUGUGUCCC